CCCCUCCCUCCCUUGUUCUUCCCCCUCCCUCUUUCCCUCACAUCCCUUGUAGACAGCAAUUAAGCAUUGAGGAUAAAACACACAGCCCGAGAGAGGGCUGAGGCUUUUCUCCCAGAGAUGGCGAGUCGGACAGCUCUCCCCCUCCGGCCAGGAGUCAUCCUCCUCCUCCUCUCCAUCCUUCAGCCCACGAGGCAAGGAGGGGUCCCAGGGGCUGUUCCUGGGGCUGUUCCUGGGGCUGUUCCUGGAGGGGUCUUCUAUCCAGGAGCUGGUGGUCUUGGAGGCCUUGGAGUUGGGGGUCUAGGAGUAGCAGGACUUGGAGCUGGAGGCAAACCGGCCAAACCAGGUAUUGGUGGUCUUGCUGGACUUGGGGGUGGGCUGGGCGGCUUCCCAGGGGGGGUCUACCCAGGGGGACUGCUGGCGGGUCCUGCAGCAGAAGCAGCAUAUAAAGCUGCCGCCAAGGCUGGUCUUGGCAUUGGUGGUGUCGGAGGAGUUGGCGGAGGAGUGUCCACAGGUGCCGUGAUUCCUCAGACUGGAGUAGGUGUAGGGGCUGCAGGAAAGCCAGGGAAAGUGCCAGGUGUAGGGCUUCCCGGAGUGUAUCCUGGUGGAGUUCUUCCAGGAGCAGGAGCACGAUUCCCUGGAGUAGGGGUCUUGCCAGGUGUGCCAACUGGAGCUGGAGUCAAGCCCAAAGCCCCAGGAGGUGGAGCUUUCGCAGGAAUUCCAGGAGUUGGACCUUUUGCAGGCCAGCAGCCGGGAGUUCCCCUAGGCUACCCUAUCAAAGCACCCAAGCUCCCAGGUGGCUAUGGACUGCCCUACAGCACUGGAAAACUGCCUUAUGGUUAUGGCCCAGGGGGCAUUGCUGGAGCUGGGGCAGGCGCAGGGAAAGUGGGGUACCCCACUGGAACAGGAGUUGGUCCUGCAGCAGCUGCGGCCGCAAAAGCAGCUAAGUUUGGUGCUGGCCCAGGAGGGCCUGGGGCACUUCCAGGCUUUGUGCCUGGAGCUGGAGCACUUCCUGGCAUUGGAGGCAUUGCAGGAGCCGGCGCCCCGGCCGCAGCCGCGGCCGCAGCCGCAGCCGCAGCCGCUAAAGCAGCCAAGUACGGAGCAGCCGGAGGCUUAGUACCAGGUGUUGGUGGAAUCCCAGGCAUUGGAAGCGUUGCAGGUGUUCCAGGUGUCGGUGGUGUCCCAGGAGCAGAAAGCCCAGCUGCAGCGGCCAAAGCAGCAGCUAAAGCAGCCAAGUAUGGGGCCAGGGCUGUCCCUGGAGUUGGAGUUCCUGGCUUUGGUGUGGGCCCUGGAGUUGGAGUUCCUGGCUUUGGGGUUGGCGCUGGAGCUGUUCCUGGUGCGGGGGUCGUUCCCGGAGGUAUCCCCGGGACAGCUCUCUCCCCUGCUGCUGCCGCCGCUGCCGCCAAAGCAGCUAAGUAUGGUGCUGGAGGUCUUGGAGGGAUAGUUCCUGGUGCUGGCAUCCCAGGUGUGGGAGUUGUUCCAGGUGGCGUUGGAGGCGUGGUAGGAGGUCCAGGAGCACUGGAUCAAUCUGCAGCUGCAGCCAAAGCCGCCGCUAAAGCUGCCCAGUAUGGGUUAGUCCCAGGUGUGGGAGGACUUGCAGGGGUCCCAGGUGUUCCUGGUGUCGGAGGUCUCCCAGGAGCAGUAUCUCCAGCAGCCCAGGCUGCGGCCAAAGCAGCUGCCAAAGCCCAGUAUAGAGCUGUUCCUGGGAUUGGAGGAGUCCCUGGCUUCCCACCUAGAGCUGUAGAUGGCAUCGUCUCCCCGCCUAGUGUUGGAGUCAUCCCAGGCUUUGGGGCUGGUGUAGCUCCAGGAGCCCUGGCAGCAGCAAAAGCAGCUAAGUAUGGAGCUGGUGGCCUUGGCGGUCUGGGAGGAGGCUUGGUACCUGGUGUGGCUGGCGUCCCAGGAGCAGGAAUUGGAGGUCUAGGAGGUGUUCCAGGAGCAGUUUCCCCAGCUGCAGCCGCAGCGGCCAAGGCUGCUGCCAAAGCUGCCCAGUAUGGCCUUGGAGGAGUUGGAGGUCUGGCAGGCAUCGGAGGGGUCCCAGGCAUUGGAGGCAUCGCAGGGGUCCCUGGAGUGGGCGGAGUAGGAGGUCCAGCUGCAGCCGCUAAAGCCGCUGCCAAAGCAGCUAAGUACGGUGCUGCUGGUGGGGUUGGCCUCGUGCCAGGAAUUGGAGGUUUGCCAGGGACCCGAGUGCUGCCAGGGGCAGGUGUCCCAUCAUUUGGCUAUGGACUUUCACCUAUUUUCCCAGGUGGCGGAGCUGGUGGACUGGGAUUUGGUGGAAAACCUUCCAAACAGUUUGGUGGUGCCCUUGGAGCUCUGGGAUAUCGAGGUGGGGCUUGUUUGGGGAAAUUGUGUGGCCGGAAGAGAAAGUAAAUCUUCCCAGGACACCCGACCCGAGACCUCAUGAACUUUGGUGCUACUGCCUAGUCUAGAAUGUAUACCUUGAGUGACUCCCUCUCCCCCUCCCCUCCCCCCUCUUCCCCACCCUUCUCCCAGGGUCAGAUCCUUCUCACUGGAGUGUUCCUACAGCCACCCACCCAUCCGGUGGGGGUAGGGGAUGGGGUGGAGGCACGGGACCACGGGGCAAGCAAACACAAGAACCAGGGGUCAGCUUGGAAUUCUGUCCCCUUCCCUAAAGGAGCUUGGGUAAGGGGAGGGAUCAGAUGCCCUCCUCAUCACCACCACCACCCCAUUCCCACCCAGGAGCUCUCCCCUCUGCGUUCAUGAUCUUGAGGGAAAUAUGGUGCUACUUGUUGGUGCUUAUAACUUUCUUGGGGGUGAGGGAGGAGGGAAGAGGGGGUCCCCUGGAUAAGCCCCUCACCUGGGGGCUCCUCUAAACACAGCCCUGGAGAUUUUCAAGACAUCCAACCCUACCCCCACCAGGAAAGGUCAGCCCAGGACCCACAGUCAUGCUCUCCCACUGGGAUGAGCAGCCUUUGGGGUUGGGCCUGCUUGCCCUACCUUGUACCCGAGCACUUUAAAUCAGCCUCAGUCCUGGUUGCGAGCCAUCCAGAUCUGGCCACCUCUCCCCACCACGCCAGAGGGCUGUCCCUUCAGUCUCUCCCUUGCUGCUCCUCACAUCCAUCCAUGGAGCCAAUAUACCUGAAGACUGGGAACAGCCAUGCCCCUGAUCUUUUUGGAAUUUAUCUUUCCAUCCAUCCGUCCACCCCUCACCCAAAAAAAGUUUACCACCCAGUCUAGCAAGAGGCUCCUGCCCCAGCAGACUUGAAUGUCUUUCAGUGAUGCCCUCCACCUUGUAGGACCUGUCCUGGUCUUCCCCACCUCUACCCCUCGCCCCAGCCCUGCCACCACAUACACUCACACACCCCACUGGCAAGGGGAGACCCCUGCCAUCGGGAGUGUGGGAACGCAUGCAUGUACUCACCAUUGACAGCGACUCCAUCCCCGCCAGGCCUGGGACAGCCAGCACUGCCUAGAACCCCAAGAGGCCCGAGGAUGGGGCUGCGGCGGGAGGGGAACCAGAGGGAAAUGAGGACCCAGAGCUCCCCGCCUAUCCCUGGUAUAUCUCACACAGCAGUACUGUAUCCUCAGUCCCUUGAGCCCCUGGGCGUCGGAGCAACUCUUCCCAACAUUCAGGCCCUGUCUCCGUGUCUCGCUGUGAUAGAUCAAUAAAUAUUUUAUUUUUUGUCCUGGA
Vombatus ursinus (common wombat) is the source of this 3646-nucleotide messenger RNA. It is a transcript of the gene ELN, whose product is annotated as elastin. The transcript has 36 exons. Bases 118 to 2364 code for a protein of 748 amino acids. The record is from RefSeq and is a predicted model, not a curated record. Gene Ontology annotation, molecular function: extracellular matrix structural constituent. NCBI's taxonomy places the organism in Eukaryota, Metazoa, Chordata, Mammalia, Diprotodontia, Vombatidae.